AUGGCGGGGGAUCAUAACGAGGACCAGUCAUUCUAUGACUUUCUCAUAGAAGAGCCAGAGAUGAUAGCGCCGGCGCCACCCGGUCAUUUUCCACAUCAACAGCCCAUUUCGUCGCCGAAUCGAACCAGCCGCGAUGCGCCGCCGCGGCCAGAACCGACCGAAAUCGAGACCCACCACCACGCGAAUCCAAACGCAAAUCAUCACUCGAGUCCGGUGACCUUACCGGGCCCGGUACUCGGAAUGCAACUGCCGGGCACCGUUCCUGAAUCGUCACGUGCACAAUCACGCGCUCAUCUUGAAAUUGACCUUGAUAUCGACUUACACGCGCAGCAACACCCCCAUGGUUCCCAUCUUUCUCAUGGUGCGCAUCCCCAGGCGCAUGGAAUUCAUGGUCACAGCCAUGGCCAUGGAGCUCAUUCAGCUCAGAGUUCAGCGAGCCUUCCGCCCGCUGAGUUUGCAAGUCACAUCCCUCCCGCCUCUUCUGGCCCAAUGUCGAUGGAUUGGAGCAUGUACCAUGUUCCUCCAAACUUGCAGCUAAAUCACCCUCAGUUUGAUUUUGAUAUCUCAGGGCAUAUGAGCGUUGUUGGGCAUCCGAAUCAUCUUUCGCAUGCGCCGACAGAUCCAGCCUCGUUUUCGUACGGAAGCAAUCUCGUUUCACCUUCGAGCAUUCACCCAAAUAGUGCCCACUUCGAUACCGGCAUUCCAAAUCAAUGGGACGAUUCUAUGAGCCAUGAUGCCAACACUCCAAAAGUGCGGACCCCCGUUCAUCAUGUUGCCAGCAACCCCUGGGCCGAGAUAGAUGAGCAUACAGGAGACAAUAAUGCAGCACCUGCUUCUCGUCCACGAAAGACUCCUCGACCGAGACGACAAAAGAAAGAGGCUCGCAAACUAUCGGACGCUUCUCAGGGGGCUAUGAGUAGCAGUACUGGUGGGACAGCACCUUCGAUAUCCGAUGCUGCCAGCCCCAGCUCUGCGUCGCAGAACAGCCGUGCCAGUAUUGGCUCCAAAUCCGUGACCAUGGCCUCGACGGCAUCGACAGCAUCUAGCCGCCAAAGCAAGCUCCGCAGUGCUUCUCGGACAUCCAAAAACAGUCGAGACAAGCCCAACGAUACUCCCGAAGACCGUCGAACACGAGCCUCUCAUAAUCUUGUCGAGAAGCAAUAUCGAAAUCGCCUCAACGCUCAGUUCGAAUCUCUCCUCAGUGCGCUGCCCGAUCAAGUCCGCCAUGGGGAAAGUAGCACCGGCAAUGGAAACGAGGAUAACGAAUCCGACCAUGCAAAUGAUGCUGACAGACGUGUCAGUAAGGGCGAGGUGCUUGAAAUGGCUCGCAAGCAUAUUCAAGCACUAGAACGUGAGAGAAAUCAACUCGAACUCGAGAACCUUGAGCUUCAUGGCAGCCUACGACGACUCAAAGAAUCAAACUCCGAAAGCGCAACAUCCUCAUCAGGACAAGAGAACUCUGUCGAACCCGACACAAAUAAGGAUCCCAAGAGGGAGCGGGAUGAUGAUGAGGAGGAGGAGGAUGGGAAAGAAGAUUCAUAA
This is a messenger RNA of Fusarium proliferatum ET1, 1542 nucleotides long. RefSeq lists its product as uncharacterized. Gene Ontology annotation, molecular function: protein dimerization activity. Lineage: Eukaryota; Fungi; Ascomycota; Sordariomycetes; Hypocreales; Nectriaceae. The transcript has 2 exons. Bases 1 to 1542 code for a protein of 513 amino acids. The record is from RefSeq and is a predicted model, not a curated record.